Messenger RNA from Halteromyces radiatus, 2221 nucleotides. RefSeq names its product Sds3-like-domain-containing protein. The coding region runs from base 140 to 2221 and encodes 693 amino acids. The transcript is spliced from 5 exons. Lineage: Eukaryota; Fungi; Mucoromycota; Mucoromycetes; Mucorales; Cunninghamellaceae. The record is from RefSeq and is a predicted model, not a curated record.
CUUUACUUGGACUCUUUAAUAUUUCCAUUAUAAAGUAGUUUUUAUUAUUAUUAUUAUUAUUAUCCUCUGUUGUUUACUUGAAAGAAGCCUUCAAAACAUAUAUAUAUAUAUACUCAAGCAUUCUUUAUACCAUUGUCUCAUGGACAUAGAAAAGGAAAAUACGGACGCUGCUUUAGAACAUACUAUGGAAGUACCUGCUGGCAAUGAUACUCCUACUCGACAUAGCUCAAAACUCUCUUUAGGUUCUUCUCCAUCGGUACUCAGUGGAGACGACGACGAAGACGAUGAUCAAAUAGGUAUUGGUGGUGACGACGACCCUCUGUCCUCUACUGAUCACCUCCUAGACGAUGACGACGAUGAUGUAGAUGGUCUAUUUGGAACUACGUACAAUGGUCAAGACGCGCUCACUCCUACUGACAAGAUCUUGGAAGAAGAAGAAGAAGAAGAAGAACAAGAUGCAAAUAAUGUUGACCUUGGUGAUAGUAUCGAUAACCAUGACAAAAACAACAAAAGUAGCAAAAACAACAAAAAAACGAAUAGCAACAAUAAUAACUCUAUGGAUGAACAAAAUGACGAUGAUCUAUUCAAAGGAUCCUUACCUCUGUCUACCAGUGAUCAUGACGAUAUCACUAUGGAUCAAGAUUCUGCUUCUCCUUUAUCGUCUGUACCCGAUGAUUUUCCACUGUCAAGAUCAGUUUCGCCAGAACUUGGUGAUGAUGACCAGGAUCCUAUAUUAUUAUUAUCAACAGCAGCAGCAGUAGCAUCACCGUCAACUACAACAUCAGCUCCAGUACAAACAGCAUCACAUUCUCCAGCACAGUCACAGCCAACAAGAUCAACAACAAACAUCACAUCAUUAUCAUCAUCACUUGUAGAGGAUCUACCAAGGAAACGGAAAAAUUCAGUGGACGAUGACUCUUCCAAAUCUCAAUCUGGCAACAAUACAAAAAAGCACCGAACUGGUAAAUUUGGUGACUCAAAUGGCAAUCAAGGAGAAGAAGAUGAAGAAGAUGACGACGAUGAUGAAGAAGAAGAAGAACAAGACGAGUCGGAUGGAGAUCAUCUAUCUGAUAGUAACACCGCAUCAACGGAGGAAAUAGACAGCAUGGUUGUGGAAAAUAAUAAUAAUGACAAUGAUAAGAAUGAUAGUAGUAACGGUGAAAAUGACAACAAACAUAUUUUACAAGGAAUCAAGUCAAGGCGUUUAUCAAUGGCAGGACGGGAUAUCUACAGUCGAUCAACCAGAGAUCCAAUGGAUGGUGAUGAUAUUGCAGAAGAAGAGGGUGAAGAUGAUGAUGAUGAUGAUCAUAUGGAAGAUGAUGAAGAACGAGAAGACAGUAUGGCAGAUACCAGCAACAAUAGUACAACACCAUUGAAGCCAAUCAAAAACAACAAAAAUAAUAAAGCGAAAACAUCAUCACAUCAAGAAAAGGCAUCUCCUCAAUUACAGCAGCAACAAGAUCAACAGAUAGUGGAUGAACAUGACAAGUUACCGCAGGAUACGGACGAAAAUGAUGAGAAAGAAAAUACUCCAACAUCAACUACAAUUACUUCAACUCAUGAUUCCAACGAUACAAGUAGAACUAUCAACUCCAAUCUAGUGGAAGAGUCGGAAAAACUAACGACAGGCGAAGAAGAUCGUGACAAUUACCAAACACAUAGAGAAGCUUUGGAAGCUCUGACACAUAUUGAAGUGGAAUUUGCCAGAUUACGUGAUAAAAUGUAUCAAGAGAAAAUGGAGGAACUUAAUGAAGAAGCGAUUAUGAUUGCUAAUGGUACUCAUCCUGAAUUGGUGACUCUCAUGACGGAAAUCGAAGAGAAAAAGGAACGGCGAAUCAGCACAGCGGAAGCAUGGAGAAAAUAUCAACAUGCCAAUUUUAAACAACAAUUCGAAGGAUUUGAAUAUCAAGCCAAUGUACAUUUUAUUUCAAGCAAAACUGCCAUUCGAAGGGAUUUAUUGACAACAGUGAAUGGAAAACACUGGCGUUUAGAAGAUGAACAAAGCAAACUCAACGAUCCAUUACAAAAGCCUGGUAAACUGAUACCUGAUGUACACAAAUUACGAUUACAAAAACAAAUUCGACGGGAAGAAACAUUGGAAUUACAGGAUAUCAAGGACGCAAUUGGAUUUCCAAGAGCACCACAAGCAGCAGGAUUAACAUCACAAAAUAUUCGAGAUGAUUUGCUACUACUUGGAUUGGGAACAUCUGGAUCUCAUUGA